AUGGAAGAAUCAGCAGCAGAGAAGGACGCCCGUCGGACGGCCAGCGACAGGCCGUGUCUGGACACCGACUACUACGACCUCGGCGACCUCCAUCGCCCCGUUUCCACCUCCAUCCCAAUCGCCCAGACCUGGUUCAACCGCGGCCUCGUCUGGUGCUACGGCUUCAACCACGAGGAGGCGGCGAAAUGCUUCGAGCGCGCCGUUGCUCACGAUCCCACCUGUGCCAUGGCCUACUGGGGCCUCGCCUACGCCUUGGGGCCCAACUACAACAAGCCCUGGGAUCUGUUCGGCCGCAGGGAGCUGCAGAACACGGCGGACCGGACGCAUCGAGCGAUUGAAAAGGCCAAGGCGUGCUCCGAAUCGGCCACUCCUGUCGAGAGGGCGCUCAUCGAGGCUCUUCGGUAUAGAUACCCAAGGUCGGCGGCCCCGACCAAGACGGACCGCCCCAUAUGGAAUCGCGAAUACGCCGACGCCAUGGGCUCCGUCUCGGCCCAGUUCCCAGACGACCUGGACGUUGCCGCUCUCUACGCCGACUCCAUGAUGAACCUCACUCCCUGGGCCCUGUGGGACAUCAAGACGGGCAAACCAGCUUCAGACGCCCGCACGCUCGAGGUAAAACAGAUCCUCGAGCACGGCAUGUCUCUCGAGGGCGGCAGCAGACACCCAGGGCUUCUGCAUCUAUACAUCCACCUCAUGGAAAUGUCAAACACCCCAGAAGCCGCCAUGCCCGCGGCCGAUCACCUUCGCGGCCUGGUCCCCGACGCAGGCCACCUGAACCACAUGCCGAGCCACCUCGACAUCCUCGUGGGCGACUACGCCAGGGCCGUCGUCGCAAACUCCGACGCCGUCCGCGCCGACGAAAAGUUCCUCGAGCGAGAGGGCCCCAUGAACUUUUACACCCUGUACCGGAGCCACGACUACCACUUCCGCCUGUACUCGGCCAUGUUCGCCGCCCAGUCCAAGAUUGCCCUCGAGACCGUCGAGCGCCUCGAGGCCAGCUUCUCCGAGGAGCUCCUCCGCGUCGACACGCCUCCCAUGGCCGACUGGCUGGAAGCCUUCCUCGCCAUGCGCGUGCACGUCCUCAUCCGCUUCGGCCGCUGGAAGGACAUCCUCGCGCUCAGACUGCCCGAGGACCAAGACCUCUACUGCGUCACCACGGCGCUCACCUUUUACGCAAGGGGCAUGGCGUUGGCGGCGCUGGGACAGGUCGACGAGGCUCGUGAGCAGCGCCGGCUCUUCGGCGAGUCCGUCCCCCGCGUCAAGCCCACCCGCACCCUCUUCAACAACAAAUGCAUCGACAUCCUCUGCGUCGCCGAAGCCAUGCUCGACGGCGAAAUCGAGUACCGCUCCGGCAACUACCCCGCCGCCUUUGCCCACCUCCGCGAAUCAAUCUCCCGCUACGACGGCCUCCCCUUUGACGAGCCUUGGGGAUGGAUGCAGCCCGCGCGACAUGCUUACGGCGCACUUUUACUCGAGCAGGGCCAUGUAAGUGAGGCUUUGAGUAUAUAUAGUGCAGAUUUGGGCAUCGACGACUCCUUGCCGCGGGUCCAUCGCCAUCCGAACAACGUAUGGGCACUGCACGGCUAUCACGAGUGUUUGGUGAAGCUGGGCAGGACAGAGGAAGCAAAGGCGGUGGAAGGCCCGCUGAAGAAGGCCAUGGCUCUAGCGGACGUGCCCAUUACAUCGUCGUGCUUUUGUAGGUUGACGGCCAAGAUAUGA
This is a messenger RNA of Trichoderma aggressivum f. europaeum, 1719 nucleotides long. RefSeq lists its product as uncharacterized. The transcript has a single exon. The record is from RefSeq and is a predicted model, not a curated record. Lineage: Eukaryota; Fungi; Ascomycota; Sordariomycetes; Hypocreales; Hypocreaceae. Gene Ontology annotation, molecular function: protein binding. Bases 1 to 1719 code for a protein of 572 amino acids.